Messenger RNA from Tilletiaria anomala UBC 951, 1390 nucleotides. Its product is annotated as WD40 repeat-like protein. Gene Ontology annotation, biological process: mRNA splicing, via spliceosome. The record is from RefSeq and is a predicted model, not a curated record. The transcript has 2 exons. The coding region runs from base 248 to 1219 and encodes 323 amino acids. Gene Ontology annotation, cellular component: catalytic step 2 spliceosome. NCBI's taxonomy places the organism in Eukaryota, Fungi, Basidiomycota, Exobasidiomycetes, Georgefischeriales, Tilletiariaceae. Gene Ontology annotation, molecular function: protein binding.
GUCUGAUUGUCUAUAACACGUCGACGCCAUCCUCGGCUGGUCAACUGAUCGAGCCUUCUUCUCGGCAAAUCUGACUCAUUCACGUUAUCUGCAGCCCCAUGCCCCCCCAUGUGUCCAUUCGAAAUCUGAGUAGUUUGCAUCUCGCAGCCAAUCAGCGGUGGAAGAGCCGUGAUCAGUGCGAGUGUCAGCGCUGGCGCGCAGACGUCGCCUCUUCGAAAUGCCAUAGGCAGGGCAGGCGCGCUAAGCGAUGGUUCCUCCGCAGCUACCUCGUAACGAGCGACACGUCUUUAGCAAAGCGCACACGGGCCCGAUUCAUGUGGCCCGCUUCAACUCAUUUGGCAAGUAUAUCCUCAGCGGCGGGCAGGAUCGCCUGGUGAAGCUUUGGAACGCAAAGACCGGCCCCUCGCCAGACGGCUCGCCGAUCCAAACAUACUCUGCGCACUCACGCGAGGUCCUUGCGCUCGACAUAUCCGCUGACAACUCGCGGUUCGUUAGCGGAGGCAGUGACAAGGCUGUCUUCAUCUGGGACGUUGCGACAGGCACUGUGCUUCGCCGCUUUUCGGCGCACGUGGGCAAGAUCAACGAUGUGCGCUUCGCGGGCUUGCACCCAGACGGCAGCGUCGUCGUCGCUGGAGGGUUCGACGCAGCAGUUAGGUUCUACGACCUUCGAGCGCAUGGUGCCUGGAAGCCAGUCAUGGAACUAAAAGAAGCAAAAGAUGCCAUCAUGUGCAUCAGCGUUUCUGGGGACGCCGUGUGCUCUGGUUCCGUGGAUGGCUGCGUCAGAACCUAUGAUCUGAGGGAGGGUCAACUGCGAACAGACGUCAUUGAUCAUCCCGUCGUAUCACUUUCCCUCUCCACAAACAAUGCCAGCAUUCUAGCUUCGACUCUGGACAGCACACACAGGCUGCUGGACAUGUCCGACGGGUCGCUCCUCCAGUCUUUUGCUGGGCACGGUAAUACUGCCUACCGCUGCCACUCUUCCUUUGCCGCGUCGGAAGCAGUGGUUAUCUCAGGCGACGAGGGUGGUCGCUUGUGCGCUUGGGAUGUGCUUUCAGGCAAGCAGACACCUAUCGGUGCCGUUCCUCUUAACGGCGGUGCCGCACACAAGGCCCAUGCAAAGGCAGUGCUUUGGACAGAGGAGAGCCCAGCGCAGGGGGAUGUGGAUGUGCUCACUGCGUCUGCUGACGGCGUGCUCAAAGUUUGGUCGUCGCAGUCAUGACAAUUCGCUGCCUUUUUCCUGAUGAUUCACAAUGUGAUCAUUACCUUUAAAAUACAUUUGCGAUGGGGCCAUUGCAUGCAAUAAAAAUCCUUCCGGGUAGUGAAGAAAGAAUGGAUGCUGAAUGAUGUGUAUUUAGGGAAUAGACAAAGGGCUAAUGCUUGAAAAUUUGAA